UGGCGCGAUUCGCCAAUCGGUGCGGACUCGUGUUCGCCCAGACUCCGGGGCUGGCGGGCGGCACCGGGCGCUGGUCCCCACCCUGCGUGAACUUCGGAAUUGGCCCAGGGACAGACUGGUGCCGUGACUAGAGAGAGCACUUCGACAGGAAACCUAGCUGGUUUGCCCCCAAUGAAGAUGCGUGCUCUGCCAGCCCUGGACGCACCCCGAACUGAGCGGCUCCCCGAGACCCCCCGGAACCUGGACGCGACGGAGCCGGCGCGCAGGAGCGCAGUGGAGAGGUUGGCGGCCGACCGUGCCAAGUAUGUGCAGGGCCGCCCCGGGGUCGGCCGGGGCCCGGCUUCCGAGGGCAGCAGCCCUGGGGCGAGCGAAGGGCCGGCGGGCAACCCUCAACCUCCAGCCCGCGUCCCCGGUGCGGUGGCGCGCAGGGCAAUAGCGCGGAAGCCGCUGAGGCCUGACUCGCUGGUCAUUUACCGGCAGAAAUGCGAGUUCGUGCGCGGACCCGGCGCUGACAACCUCAGGGGUGGCUUGGUGAAGAAGCUCUUCCAGGGGCCGGGCAAGGACAGGACACCGGCGCCCCACCAGACGUCCUCAGAGGGAGAGGAGGGCCAGGCCAGGGGCGAGGAGGCCGCCCUCACCAAGCCCGGCCCGGUAGCUGCCUCCGCGCCCCCGGCGCCCGCCGCACCCACCAGAGACCCAGCCGCGCCCCUGAGCCCGGAGCCCCGAGGGGUGAGGCGCCGGGGCCUGCACAGAUCGCAGUCGGACCUCAGCUCCCGCUUCUCCAUGUCGUUGGCAGAAAUGGACACUUUCUUCCAGUACUGUGGCCUGGAGCCCGAGGUGGUAGAGGCGCUCGGGAGGGAGAACUUCUCUGCGGGGUCGGACUGCCUCGCCCUCAGGGUCCGCAGCGUGAGCGUGGCCACCUCCGACAGCGGCUUCUCGCGGCACAGCGGCGGCGACGAGGGGCUGCAGGAGGAGGAGCUGACGGAGCAGGUGCCCAGCGCCCCGUCGGUCGUCGAGAGAAACGCCCGCAUCAUCCGCUGGCUGUACACCUGUAAGAAGGCCAAGGAGGCCCCCAGUCAGGGGCUGCAGGUUCUGGUGUGACCGCCUGUGCCCGGGGAGACCCGGACCCAAGCACUGUGAUGGCAGCACUGGCCUUACCAACAGUCACAGGAAGUGUCUUUACUGCCUCAGGAGUCGUUGGAGGCAAACACACAUUUUGAAAGUCCAGAAAAAGGCAUGCAAAGACAUGGAUAUUUGUUCUUUCAGAGAAACAAGAUGAAAGCUUGUCUUUACUAAGGCUACCAACUUCUUUUCAAAAUUUAAAGUGCAAACAGAUGUUUUAAAAUGCAGAAAAUGUCACAAAACCAAAGAUCGCAGGGAGCAGAUUUUGGAGCAUAACGUAUGGCCUGACAAUGUGUGCCUGGACAGGUGUGGAUUCUGCUUUUCCUUACACCCCAGGAAGCGAGGCUUUGUAUGUCAUGGAUGAUUUGGGACCCAGGGCCAUCUUCACUGUCGCAGGUGUUGUCCAGUGCGCCCCGGUGACCACACGACUGCUCCUUCUGCAGAAUGAAGAACCUCGCUGAAGAAGCUUGUCAUUUCAGAAGGUUGGAAAUGCUGCAGAGAAGACGGGACCCUAUAUCUUGGAAACCAGGACCGAGCGGAGUUACUGCUGUGAUGACACAGCCAAUGCUCCUGCGCCCGCGCCCUUGUUCCCAGAGGGAAGGGUCUUCAGGGGCGUCUUUCUGAGAGUCUGCUAAGAGGCCCCGUGAUGCGUUUUAACGGUGACUAUACUGAUUUCAGAAAGAAACAAAAGCAAAGCGGCCAGAAACCAAGAGUGCCAGGGUGUUUUCUGCCGCCAGUCACCGUGGACUGGCCAAGUGCUGGCCAGCACAGUAAACCCGCGUCACGCUGCGCCAUCCCACACGGAGCUCUGCUGCUCAGCAUCACGUCCCAGGGCAACUGGGCGUGUUUCACGACUCCGCACUUUUCAGGUCACCUCUAGGGUCAUUCCAUUAAUGCCACUACCAUGGGCUUGUGGACACGUGUACGAUUGAAAGAUCAGGUGGACUGACGUACCGCUGGGAACCACGUCUGCACGUGGACAGAGGCUUGUCCCCCUGCCAGCACGUCCUCCGCAGCACCAUUCACUGUGCGCCUCCCCGGCUCCUCGCAAGGGAGAGGGAAGCCUUGUCGCAGGCACCCCAGAUGCGCCCCAGCUCGCCCUUCUACGCACGCGGCCGCUGGAGACAGACAAGGCCCAGACUGUGGUUCCGAGUCAUGCACCCCAACUCUGAAGGGCAGGACUCUCGGAGUUAAACGAAUAGCUAGCAGGCAGACUCACAACCUUCCAGAGCAAUUUUGUAGCAGUGACGACGACCCAAAGAAACAUUGUCACCCGGUCAACUGUUUCACAGCUGUGUUUUAUCGAAUAUCUCUUCAGAGUCAAAAAUACAGAAGAACAUGGAGGGGAGAGAAAUGAGUGUCUCAAUGGUAAAAUAUUUUUCAACCAAUUCAAAUUGUUAUGUUUGUAUUUGUUUAAUAUUGUAUUUUCAUAACUUUUACUGUGAGAGUAGGUCUUUGAGCUACUUAAAUAUUUUUUAUUAAAAAAUAUUUAUUUUACACAGUCAUUGCUCUUCAAAUAAUUUGUCUUCACUUCAUGCAGUUUUAGCUUUAAAUGUAUCAUAUUAAAUUACUUGCUCCUUUCUCACUUUCUCUAUUUUCUCCUGGCGAUCUUUUUGUAUUUGUUAAUUGUAUUUUCAACCUGUGCCUGUAAGCAGUGUUCGCAGCUCUGUGUGCUCUGUACAAAAUGAUUAGUUUGCAAGCAAGUCCCCGAUGCACAUUUUUUGGAGUCUCUGUUGGCUGACAGACGUGCCUCUCUCAAAGUAGGGUCCAUUUAAAGACAGUGUCUACCCUGCUCUAAUAAUUCCCCACCAGUUGUUCCUCUAAAAAUGCUUCUAUGUUGCUGUUCAUUGGGUUGCACUUAGUUAAAGAAGACUUGUCCAAGAUGAGAGGAACUUUUUAAAGGAUCUCUUCAUAUACUCAGUUUACUUAUUUGCAGGUGUUCCAUUAAUUUUAUAUGUGAAUGCUUUAAAUAUAAUUGUUUUGUGCCUUUCUACUGUCAGAAUAGGAUGAACUGAAACAUAGUUGAAAUUUAUUUUAGUGGUGCAGACUCACCAUCCAUAUAAUAGAUGAAAAACAUUUUUAAAAAUAUUGGUUUCUGUUUAAACCACAAAGAUUUCCCAGAAGCACUUGCACUUGAGAGGGUACAGGUGCAGGAGAGAAUCACUCCAGGGGAUUCUGGAAGUAGACAUGAGGGACAGUGUGAAAUCAGGAGGAGGGUGGCCCCACACUGCAAUAGGAGGGAGCUGGGUUAACACCCCUCUCUUCUGUUCAGAGUGUGUGACUGGAGGUGAGAAGUCCUUUUGUAACCCGUAAUUAUCCCAAUUUGCUGAGUCACUUGGGAGAAAACAAAAUGUUGCAGCUCAGUCUGAAUGAAAAAGCUUGUAAUUGCUUUUCACAGAAAUGAGCAAUAGUUUCUAUGGCAAAAUAGUGUCAUUUGCUCAUGAAAGAAUAGCAUAUAAAGUAACACAAUUAAACAUGAUAGAAAAGAAAAAACACAGGGUAAAGAAGGAAAAUAGCUUGACAGCAGUCGAUUUCACCAACACACGGUAAGGAUUAGCAGUGCUUCUGGCUGGAAAGCUUCCUUAUUCUAUACGUAUGUAUAUAGUUUUUGAACUACAAAACUUUCAGUCCUUCCAGGGUCAGUGACACUGGAAUAAAAAGAAGGGUUUACUAAACACUGCCCUUUUUCAGUUGGUUAACGGUUCGGUGUGGUGGUUAUAGCUGGGUCGGUGAUGCCGUAAAACAUCAGGUCUCGUCGAUUUUUAUUGCAGUUUCUAAACAGACUGUUUCCUACACGCUACUUGCAA
Messenger RNA from Rhinolophus ferrumequinum (greater horseshoe bat), 3929 nucleotides. RefSeq names its product family with sequence similarity 110 member C (gene FAM110C). The transcript has 2 exons. Bases 172 to 1101 code for a protein of 309 amino acids. Lineage: Eukaryota; Metazoa; Chordata; Mammalia; Chiroptera; Rhinolophidae. Gene Ontology annotation, cellular component: cell cortex. Gene Ontology annotation, molecular function: alpha-tubulin binding. Gene Ontology annotation, biological process: regulation of cell projection assembly; positive regulation of cell migration. The record is from RefSeq and is a predicted model, not a curated record.